Molecule: messenger RNA, 2263 nt
Organism: Gallus gallus (chicken)
Lineage: Eukaryota; Metazoa; Chordata; Aves; Galliformes; Phasianidae
Gene: TUFT1
Product: tuftelin 1
Exons: 13
Coding region: 10-1212 (400 amino acids)
Biological process (GO): intracellular signal transduction
Cellular component (GO): I band; intracellular anatomical structure
Source: RefSeq, a predicted model, not a curated record
AGGGGCGGUAUGCGGUGCGGGGCCGCAGUCGGGGCCAUGAACGGGGCCAUGAAUGGGGUGCGGGGGUGGUGCGCAGUGCUGGAUGUGCGGCCCCACGGAGAGAACCCGGAGAGCGUGAAGGUGCUGAGGCUGACGCUGCCGAAUGAGCUCCCGGGCGAGCGGCGCGAGCAGGCGAAGCAGAAGCCAGUGGGAAAAGCCUUCGCCAUGGUGGCCAACAGAUCGAGCAAUGGCCACGCACUGGCAUCCGAGCGCAUCAAGUCCAACGACGGCGACGAGGAGAUCAUCAAGGUCUAUCUGAAGGCGAGGGCUGAGGGCAGUGCGAACCACGAGGAGCACGUCAGCCAGCUGAAGAGUGAAGUUCGGCACAUCCAGGAGGCUAGAAGUUUUUUGAAGAAGCUGCGGGAAGACUUAAGUAGUAAACUUGAGAGCAGACAAGGAGAUAAAGAGCACACACAGGUGGUGCUGGAGGAGCAGAACGGGAGCUGGCUGCACCCCGAGAGGCUCCGCGCUGAGCCUUGGGAGGAGCAGGAUGAGGAUUGUUCAGGAGAUGAUGUAGAGAAGAUGCGGCAGACAGCGAGGAGGCUGUUCACGAGGCUGCAGGAGGCUGAGAAAUGCCAUCAGUUGGAGAAGAAGGACCUCGAGAGGACGGUGUCGCGGUACCGGGAGGAGGCAGAGCAGACAAGCUGUGCCCUGCGGAGAGCAGAGAGGAGCGUGGUGGAGAAGGAGCUGCAGGUGGAUGAACUGCAGAGGCUGCUGGCAGGGAUGGAGAAGGAGCACAGGACUUUGCUGCUGAAGAUGAAAGACAGCGAAGCAGAGCUGGCACGGCUGAGAAGUGUGGAAGGUGACAAGCUCGCCGAACAGGACCGGUCGGCCAAGCUGGAGAAGGAGGUGGCCAUGCUGCGGGAGAAGAUCCACCACCUGGACGACAUGCUGAAGAGUCAGCAGCGCAAGGUCCGCCAAAUGAUCGAGCAGCUCCAGAACUCCAAAACGGUGAUUCAGGCCAAAGAUGCUGUGAUCCAGGAGCUGAAGGAGAAAGUCGCCUACCUGGAGGCCGAGAACCUGGAGAUGCACGACCGCAUUGAGCACCUGAUUGAGAAGCAGGUCAGCCGGGGCGGCCACAGCUCCAGAGCGCGUUCCAAGUCGGAGUACGUCAGCAGCAAAAGACUGAUGGGCCCCAAACCACUGCCUCUCAUUCGAGUGGUGGAAACAUGAGUUUCGAGGGUUGGAGCAAGAUGAAGACUCUCCCCUUGUUCUCCUUGACCAGACUUCCCUGCUUGACUGUUCUCUGGCCUCUGUGCUCCGUCUGCCCUGGAGCUGCUGGCGGAGGGCUGCGCCCCGGAGGACAGACGCGGCCAGGGCAGUGCUGGCAGAGGAAGGAGGGCUGCGAGGUGCCCACGCUGCUGUCCCUCGGGGUCCCACGGAUGCCAGCCUGGAGCUGGUGGGGACAUUGAGGACGAGGUGCUCCUGGGAUGCAGGGCUGGGCUCACUUCCCUGCUCAGCCCUGGGUUUGCCGGGGCUGCUGUGUGAGCAGCUUCUGAAGGGUCUCAUCAGAGUGGAGCCGCUUCUUCAGACUGUAGCUUGCCAACGUGGACUCGGGGUUUAAAUUAUUAAAAAAUAAUAAAAAUUCACUUACAAACCAGGAAAUCCUCCUGAAACUGGGCUCCUUCCUGCAAUGAAGCCCAGUGAGUUGGGAGCCUCCACCUCUGAUCUCCAGCACAUCUGCUGCUCCGAACCUGGCGAGGGCUCCCGCGGCCAAAAUCGGUGGAUCGACACAAUCGAUACAGGUGGUGGAGCAGCACAGUCAGCACAGUCACAGAGACGCAGUGCUGGACCAACACGGUUGACACGGUGGGCGGAUGGACACAGUCUGCAGAUCAGCGCAAUCGGCACAGCAACGCCAUCAGUGGAUCGACACAAACCUCCUCCAGUCCCCCUCAUGAGCGUACAGAAAUCGUGCCCGGUGUUCCUCUCGCGUUUAAACCCAGAGGCGGUUUGGUUUGUACCUGUAUUUAUUUCAAUAAAUUAUUGGUGUCUUCCAAGGAUGUGGCGACAGGCAUGACUGCUGCUGUCCAGCUCCAGGGGAGCGUUUGAGGACUGCCUGUGCCAUGUUUGAACUGGAAAAUGCCAACCUGCUUCCUCCGGCCACUGCCGCGGCUGCGUCGCGCCGGGUCAGCCCAGAGGAGCCGCUGUGCUGGGCGGUGAGGCAGAGUGCUGUGUGUGCACCUCGCAUCUGUUAAUACAAAAUACACCUUGUUAAGCUGUC